AUGCGCUUCUCGCUAAGCAGUUUAUUAUUACUCUCCACCGGCGUAAGAGCUCUCGAUGUCAGCUGGGAUGAUGACGAAUCUGUCAAGAAAGGCCUAGAGGCCGUUGCCAAGGGCAUGACUUCCUACUACACGGGCUACCGGCCCGGCGACGUGCCCGGUAACCUGCCAGACCCGUACUACUGGUGGGAGGCAGGCGCCAUGUUCGGGGCGCUGAUAGACUACUGGUACUACACGGGCGACGACCAGUUCAACCAGAUGACGACGCAAGCGCUGGUGCACCAGGAGGGCGAGGACUACGAUUACAUGCCGGCGAACCAGUCCAAAUCGCUGGGCAACGACGACCAAGGCUUCUGGGGGCUGUCGGCCAUCACGGCAGCCGAGAACAAGUACCCGGAUCCGCCGAGCGGACCAGGCUGGCUGGCGCUGGCGCAGGCCGUCUUCAACGAGCAGGCCAGCCGCUGGAACGAGGAGACGUGCAACGGCGGCCUCAAGUGGCAGAUCUUCACCUUCAACCAGGGCUUCGACUACAAGAACACCAUCUCGCAGGGCUGUCUGUUCAACAUCGCCGCCCGCCUGGCCCGCUACACGGGCAACUCGACCUACGCCGAUUGGGCCGAGAAGGCGUGGACCUGGACCUACAACGUCGGCCUCAUCUCAAACGACUACCACUUCUACGACGGCACGUCGGACGCGUCGGGCGCGAACUGCUCCAGGAAGGACCACACGCAGUGGACCUACAACGCAGGCAUCUUCCUGUACGGCUCUGCCGUGCUAUGGAACCUGACCGCCGAAGACUCAGGCAAAGAAGACAACAUCUGGCGCACCCGCACCGAAGGCAUCCUCUCCAGCAUCCGCGUCUUCCUCUCCCACGACGCCCCCAACGUCAUCACCGAAGUCGCGUGCGAGAAAUCCGGCACCUGCAACAUGGACCAGCGCUCCUUCAAGGCCUUCCUGGCCCGCUGGAUGGCCGCCACCACCAAAGUCGCCCCCUGGACCAUCGAGACCCUCGAGCCCAUCCUCAAGGCCUCCCGCGAAGCCGCCGCCAAGGCCUGCACCGAGGCCGACGGCAAGACCGUCUGCGGCCUGCAGUGGACGACGGGCUCUUUCGACGGCACUACGGGUGUUGGCGAGAACAUGGCUGCCCUCGAGGUCAUGGGGACGGCGCUCGUCAAGAAUGUCGAGGGCCCGCUUACCGAGAAGACGGGCGGCACGAGUAAGGGUAACCCCGAUGCGGGCGCGGGUGCGGCCGGGUCGAAUACGCCGAAGCGGAGGGAGCCGAUUACUGCGGGUGAUAAGGCUGGUGCGGCGAUCUUGACGGUGUUGUGCUUGGGUGGGACGCUGGGGGGUGGGUUUUGGUUGAUUAAGCCGUAG
This is a messenger RNA of Lasiodiplodia theobromae, 1371 nucleotides long. RefSeq names its product Mannan endo-alpha-mannosidase dcw1. Gene Ontology annotation, molecular function: mannan endo-1,6-alpha-mannosidase activity. Lineage: Eukaryota; Fungi; Ascomycota; Dothideomycetes; Botryosphaeriales; Botryosphaeriaceae. Gene Ontology annotation, biological process: fungal-type cell wall biogenesis; carbohydrate catabolic process. The transcript has 3 exons. The record is from RefSeq and is a predicted model, not a curated record. The coding region runs from base 1 to 1371 and encodes 456 amino acids.